Nematocida major is the source of this 687-nucleotide messenger RNA. Its product is annotated as 20S proteasome subunit alpha 4. Gene Ontology annotation, biological process: ubiquitin-dependent protein catabolic process. NCBI's taxonomy places the organism in Eukaryota, Fungi, Microsporidia. The record is from RefSeq and is a predicted model, not a curated record. Gene Ontology annotation, cellular component: proteasome core complex; proteasome core complex, alpha-subunit complex; nucleus. The transcript has a single exon. The coding region runs from base 1 to 687 and encodes 228 amino acids.
AUGGCUGGAGGAAAGUAUGACAGAGCGCUUUCUAUAUUUUCGCCAGACGGCAGAAUAUUCCAGGUCGAGUAUGCGCAGCUAGCUGCAGAGAGAGGCUCUCCUGUUAUAUUCUACUCAGACGGCAAAACUAUAUCCGUGGCCAUUGAGAAAAGGGCCGAGAGCAAGCACAAAGUGCUUUCAGACUUGGACAAGUUUAAGGAGGUGGAGACAGGCAUAUAUUUAACGUUUGCAGGAAUAUGGCCAGACAGCCUUAUAAUCAUAGACAAGGCCGUGUUUAUAGCCAGAGAGUAUGCGUACAGGAUCGGAGAGACCAUCGACAUAAUGAAGCUCUCGCUGGAGCUUAGCGACUUUAUACAGAAGUACACAAUAACAGGCGGAUACAGGCCGUUUGGGGUGAAGGUAGUUCUUUUGGGGUUUUACAACGGAAGCUCGGUCAUCUCCAUGAUAGAGCCAGACGGAAACUACGCGCUCUACAAGGGCGGCGCCAUAGGGGCAAAGAGCGAGAAAGCCAUCAAGGAGCUGGAAGGCGCAACCUCCGAGUCUCCAACCGUAGCAGUUGCAAAGGCGCUGUACACUGUCGCGCAGAAAGACGCGAAGAAAAUGUCUCUGUUUGAAAUAACAGAGGAAGUAGCGACCAUACUACCGCAGGACCACGUAUCCCAGAUAAUAGAGUCGUUUUCCCAAUAA